This is a messenger RNA of Pollicipes pollicipes, 2261 nucleotides long. RefSeq names its product SET domain-containing protein SmydA-8. The transcript has 4 exons. Bases 40 to 1611 code for a protein of 523 amino acids. Gene Ontology annotation, molecular function: protein binding. NCBI's taxonomy places the organism in Eukaryota, Metazoa, Arthropoda, Thecostraca, Pollicipedomorpha, Pollicipedidae. The record is from RefSeq and is a predicted model, not a curated record.
GUGGCGCUGGUCGGUGGUCGGCGACGGUCUCGCCGCGCAAUGACGGAGACGCGCUGCGCCGUGUGCGAGUGUCCGGCCAAGUCGAGCUGCAGCGGCUGCCAUGCCGCCUUCUACUGCGGCAAGCCGCACCAGAAGCAGCACUGGAAGCAGCACAAGGCGGCGUGCGUGCCGUACAAGGUGGCCGAGAACGCCGAGCUCGGCCGCCACCUGGUGGCCAUCCGCAACAUCCAGCCGGGCGAGGUGAUCCUCACCAACCAGCCGCUGGUCGUCGGGCCCAAGCAGUUCUCGGACGCGAUGUGUCUGGGCUGCUUCCAGCCGGUGACGGCCGACUCGUACCGCUGCGCGUGCGGCUACCCGAUGUGCGGCCAGCGCUGCGCCGCCAGCGACGCGCACAAGCCCGAGUGCGAGGCGACGCGCCGCUCGGGCCGCAAGCUCGAGAUCGACGUCAGCGUCAGCCCCAACCCGCUGUACCAGGCGGUGACGCUGCUGCGCUGCCUGGCGCUGCGCGACACCGACGCCUGGCGCCAGCUGGAGCAGCUGCAGUCGCACGACCGCGAGAGGGAGCUGAGCGGCCGCCAUGCUGAGAUCGACGAGCACGCCAUCCAGCUCCUCCAGUACCUCGGCGUCGACGUCGACAAGGAGAUGGUCUACUUCGUGUGCGGCGUGCUCGACGUGAACGGCUUCGAGGGCCACCUACACAACGUGAUAGGACUGUACCCGCGCGCCGCGCUGCUGGAGCACAACUGCUCGCCCAACACGACGCGCACGUUCAACGACGACCUGACGCUGGUGGUACGCGCCAGCAGCGCAGUGGCGAAGGGCGCGCACAUCACCACCAGCUACACGGACCCGCUCUGGGGCACCGACAACCGGCGCUACUUCCUGCGCCAGUCCAAGUUCUUCGACUGCAUGUGCCUGCGGUGCGCCGACCGGACCGAGUUCGGCUCGGAGCUGAGCACGCUGCGCUGCCCGCAGUGCGAGGAGGGCCGCGUGCGCUGCUCGGCGCCGCUGGAGCCGGACGCGCCCUGGGCCUGCGACGCCUGCGACCGCACGCUCACCGGCGCCGAGGUCAGCCAGAUCGUGCAGUACGUCGGCGAGAAGCUCGUCAACAUCGAGAAGGGCAGCGUGGCUGCCGCCGAGGCGUUCAUCAAGGCGUUCGCGCCCGUUCUCGCGCCGACGCACUUCUACAUGUGCGAUGUCAAGACGGCGCUGUGCUUGCUGUACGGCAAAGACUCGGAAGACGAAACGACGGUAUUGACCAGCGCCGAGGCAGAUCGAAAGGAGGAGAUUGCCUCUGAGCUGCUGGCCGUCUUGGAAAAGGUCUAUCCUGGCCAGAGCAGGCUGCGCGGCAUCCUGCUGUACGAGCUGCAGACGGCCAUCAUGCGGAAGGCGCAGAUCGAGGUGGAGAGCGGCUCGCUGAGCGCGCUGGACUGGCGGAUGCGCGCGCAGGCGUGCAUGGACCGGCUGCACGAGACCGUGGAGGUGCUGCAGCGCGAGCCGGCCUCCAGCAGCGAGCAUCACCUGGCGGAGCGCGCCUCCGGCGAGCUGGAGGCGCUCACCAAGGUGCUGGCCGUCACUGGUAUGCGGGCUUUCAUGGCUGGCGACGCCUGAGGCCGCGGCUGGAGCCGCUCCGUCCAGCAUCGGGUGUUGGCAGGACCGGGGGCUGGCGACGCCUGAGGCCGCGCCUGGAGCCACUCCGUCCAGCAUCGGGUGUAGGUAGGACAGGGGGCGGCUAUGGGGGUGUGUGUGCGCGUGCACACGGUUCGGUGGUCCGUCAAACUUGGCGCGCUGGGGUGGUUUGUAAAUGGCUGUUCAUGUAAACGCCUGUUGCUGUGUCGGGGCACGGGCGUCAUCCGAAACUUGGGACGGCAUCGUGCCAGGUGUCAGGCAUGCGCAGACUAUGUCAUCUUCAUGGUGGGGAUUGGUCAUUAUACAACGGCACUUACAAGCGUAAGCUUUCUGGUUGGUCAGCCACUAUGCUGUUUUGGGACAUUUGACGUAUGGUUUCAAUAUUAGUGGACUUUAUGCCGUCACUGUCUUGCUCCUCAAAGCAAGAUGAGGGCAAAAGUGUUAUUCAUUUAACAGCGUUUAAACCAACUCGCCUUGUCGAUAGAGUUCAAAAGUGUCCAGUGAAAUGCUUGUCUGUUUCUCGAACCUAACGGCCGCUGACCCACUUCUGGAUUUAUUUCACUGCAUACAAGAAAACCCUAGCAAUCAGGAACCUACAUGGCAUGCUGUAAUACAUGGUCGGUUUGAUGGAG